AUGCUGCUGAGAAGGAAAACUCGUCCUUUCUCUGCUGCGGGCAAAAUCAAGAGCCAGAAUGUACCCAGUCUUCUGUCUGAGCUCAGACCUUUGCAUGGAGCCACUGCCUACAGAUUAUCAAGGCAAUCUCGAUAUGAGAGUGGAGGUGUUGAGGUCCUGAGUAGAAGAUCAAAACUGAAUGAGACACAUUCUGAGAAAAACCCAAAGCCUGAAUGGCUGGAAAAGGAACUCCUAAGGCAAAAGCACAGACGACAUUCAAUCACUUUUGGAGACAAUGAGAAAUUUUCCAAACUCAGCAUCCAUAGCCCCUACAUCUCUAAAUUCAAGAUUGAGCAAAGGGUAUCCAUCGAAAGUCUAACAAAGCUGAAACAGGCAUUUGAGGAGUUUGAAAAAGCUGGCACCAGAUUUUUGGAUCUCUCUCACUUUCGUCUUGUUGUUAAGAAGUGUUUGGGCUUGUGUGCCAUCAAUGAUGCACAAAUCCGUGAGCUCUUCAUGAAGAUUGAUUACUCUGGACGAAACUGGAUUGGAUGGGAUGACUUCUGUACAUACAUGCAGCUGGAGUAUACAGAAAAAGAGGAGUCUGUGGUCCGAGGUAAGCUGGCAGCCUUUACGUUGCCAGCCAGCAUAAAGCCCCUAACGCAUGGUGAACCCAUUCUGAGGAUCCAUCCCACCCCUGAUGGAGCCAUAGUGACUGUGAGAGAAGAUGGGACAGUCAACUACUGGAGCUCCAAGCUUCAGCUGAGAAAGACCAAAAGUGUGUUUUAUGAAAGACCCGUUGGACGUACACCAAAGUGGGCCACUGAUUUCAUCACAAUGGCAGAGUACAACAAGCUGAUCAUUGGUACAGGGGACCGAGAAAUCCAGCUGUAUGAGCUUUCUUCACUUGAACCUUACUGUCAGAUAAACUCUCUCGAAACCAUGCCUCUGAAAUUGGACUACUGUUAUACUGGCCAUGAUGAAUGUGCUAUCAUAUACGGCGAUACUCAGGGCUGUGUGAAUAUCAUACUAAUAACAUCUGUGGGGGAGACGCUGAGGAUGUGGAAGAAAAUGCCAAAGGUUGAAAAUGUCCCCAGUAUUGGCAUUGAUUUUGCAGUCCAGUCUCCAAACGUGAAGUAUAUUAGUUGGAAAGUCCAUCAAGAUUGGGUAACAGAGCUGAAAUACAUUAAAAGCAUUCCUGCCAUUAUAUCCACAUCAAACCAUCAACUCUCUGCUCUCGUUAUUGGUUGCAUUUAUCCAUCUACCAAUGUUGAACAGCAGUUAAAGGAAAUUAAGGAGAUGUCAGAGGGUAAACCCAAAAAAGUGGCACUUUGCAUCAGCAGCCCUCAGCCAAGAGCACCCUGUGAUCAGACUGUGUUUUCCAUACAUAAAGGAGUCAAGACUUUUGACCUGUGCAAGAGGCACAAUCUGCUGGUAACUGGAGGGAUGGACAGAAUAAUACGCAUGUGGAAUCCUCAUGUUCCAGGGAGGCCCACAGGCGUUCUGAAAGGUCAUGCCGCUCCCAUCUUCUACCUCUGUAUUUCCUCAGAGGACAGCCGCAUCUUCUCCGUCUCCACAGAUAGCACUGCCAGGAUUUGGGAUAUCCAAGAUCAGUGCUGUCUGUUUGAUGCCCACCCAAAAGCAAGUUGUCUACGUGGAGAGCUGUCAGCCUGCCUGUAUUUCACUGCAGUGAAGAGCCUUUAUGUAGCCACCAAUUCACUUGCCUUACUGACCCUAAAAACUAAAUCACAGCCUGAAGGCAGCCAUAUUAUUUCCCAUAAGGAGGCAGUGCUGUGCUGUGGAUACAGUCAGGAGUUUCGGCAUGUGGUGAGCUGCACUGAAGCAUCAAUUGUAAAAGUCUGGGAUGUGGACACAGGAAGUCAGCUCUUUGAGUAUGGAGGUUCUCAUGGAGUCUCUGCAAUAACCUGCAUGGCAUUUGAUCCAAAGGGAAGAAGGCUUGUAACUGGUGGCAGAGAUGGCUGUCUCAAAAUCUGGAACUUUCACAAUGGUCACUGUCUGAAGAUACUGAGACAAGAGGAUGAAAGUAAGGAGAUCUGCGACUGCUCCUAUCUGCAAGUGCACAGAAACAUAUUUGUGAUGUCAGUUGGCUGGGGUCGAAGGAUUGACGUUUACUUAGACUUACCAGAUGACACUCAUCAAGUUCAUAGGCCACAACCCUCGUGGCAAGAAGAUCUGAAAAAAGGGCACAAAGAGGACAUUUUGUGUAUAGCCCAGUGUCCUCCAGCUCUGAUUGCUACUGGCAGCUGUGAUGGAGAAAUCAUUGUGUGGAACGUGGUGUCUGGACACAUCCUGUGCCGCUUUCUUACACCUCUGCCUUCGCACACAGACCCCACUCAGGUUGUGAACAGAAGUGUGCUAAGUCUUGUCUUCCUAAAGACCCGGUCAGUAGAUUCUGCAUUCAACUCUGCUGCAUCGCUCGUGUCCUCUGGAAUCGAAGGUUAUGUUCAUUUCUGGAAUGUGUUGAAUGGGGGGAAAUUUUUUACAUCGUUUAAAGCGUCUAGACACCAGCAGCAGAUCACAAAAUUGGUGGUUACACAAGAUGACCGUCUCCUCUUGGCUGCUGAUCAUGUCGGUUACAUCUGUGUUUACGACAUUGAGGAGUGUGCAAUCACUCACGAACAAACACCUCCAAAAUCCAUAAGGUUUUGGCGAGCACACGUUAGCAGUAUCACUGGCAUGCAAAUCAUCGAAAAUGACAAAGUUCUACUCACUUCCUCUUUGGACUGCACAGUGCGCUUAUGGAGCAUACACGGGGAGUUUAUAGGAACCUUUGGGCAGCCUGAGCAAUGGUGUCUUCAUAUUGCAUCAUCAUGGCAGCACCCUGCUGUUCCCUAUGAGGUUCUUGUAGAUCCUCUGAGCAUGCCUGCGCAUGCCAUGCUUGAUGGCAAGACAACUCCAUUAGAUGAUCCCAGCUCUGCUCAAGCAAAGGACACAAGCAGUGAGAUGUCAGGGACCAAGACAUCAGUGUUGCAAAGCUUCAGUGACCAAGACAUCAGGAAAGAGAUUAAGACCUCUGUUUAUCCUAAAUGUGGGAAGCGCCUCCGACAUGAAAUAUUCAAGCACUCUAACAAGCCUCUAAACCACGGGAGCCUUAAAGCUUACCACAAUCUGAGAUAUUUCGAGGUUGUUAAUGUCCCUACUACAUGUGAGAAGCCAGAUCUCUCGCUGGCAGGGAUCGACCCUUUCAGAAGCAGCUCAGUGGAUGAGAAGACCACAGGAAAUCCAAGACAACUUGUAAAACAAUAAGAUGUAUUAUUCUAGAGGGCACAAUAGCUACACAAACUUGGGAAGAGCAUAUCAAGUUUCACACUAACCCGAGC
Molecule: messenger RNA, 3317 nt
Organism: Clarias gariepinus (North African catfish)
Lineage: Eukaryota; Metazoa; Chordata; Actinopteri; Siluriformes; Clariidae
Gene: wdr95
Product: WD40 repeat domain 95
Exons: 30
Coding region: 1-3243 (1080 amino acids)
Molecular function (GO): protein binding
Source: RefSeq, a predicted model, not a curated record